Molecule: messenger RNA, 2885 nt
Organism: Erinaceus europaeus (western European hedgehog)
Lineage: Eukaryota; Metazoa; Chordata; Mammalia; Eulipotyphla; Erinaceidae
Gene: KAT14
Product: lysine acetyltransferase 14
Exons: 10
Coding region: 19-2358 (779 amino acids)
Molecular function (GO): acyltransferase activity, transferring groups other than amino-acyl groups
Source: RefSeq, a predicted model, not a curated record
ACCUGUGAGAAGGACGGGAUGGAUAGUAGCAUUCACCUGAGUAGUUUAAUCAGUCGACAUGAUGAUGAAGCCACAAGAACAUCUACCUCAGAGGGGCUGGAGGAAGGGGAAGUGGAAGGGGAGACUCUCCUGAUUGUGGAAUCAGAAGAUCAGGCUUCUGUGGACUUAUCUCAUGAUCAGAGUGGGGACUCCCUCAACAGUGAUGAAGGAGAGGGGUCAUGGAUGGAAGAGCAGCUGUCCUACUUUUGUGACAAGUGCCAAAAAUGGAUUCCAGCCAGUCAGCUUAGGGAACAGCUAAGUUACCUUAAGGGCGAUAACUUUUUUAGAUUUACUUGUUCAGAUUGCUCAGAAGAUGGUAAGGAGCAGUAUGAAAGGCUGAAACUGACAUGGCAGCAAGUUGUCAUGUUGGCAAUGUACAACCUGUCACUGGAAGGAAGUGGACGUCAAGGUUAUUUCAGGUGGAAAGAAGAUAUUUGUGCUUUCAUUGAAAAACACUGGACAUUUUUACUAGGGAAUAGGAAAAAGACAUCGACCUGGUGGAGCACUGUAGCCGGUUGCCUGAGUGUGGGCAGUCCUAUGUACUUUCGAUCAGGUGCUCAGGAAUUUGGAGAACCAGGAUGGUGGAAACUUGUUCACAACAGGCCCCCAACAAUGAAACCUGAAGGAGAGAAAUUGUCAACUUUGAAAGUGAAAGCCUCAAAACCAACAUUAGAUCCCAUCAUUACCGUGGAGGGACUUAGAAAACGAGCCAGUCGGAAUCCUGUAGAAUCUGCCAUGGAAUUAAAAGAGAAACGGUCUCGAACUCAAGAAGCCAAAGAUAUUAGAAGAGCCCAGAAGGAAGCUGCUGGCUUCCUUGACAGAAGCACUUCUUCUACCCCUGUAAAGCUCAUAAGCCGAGUUCGUAGGACUGACUCUAUACUGGAAAAAGGAGAAGUGAUUGACUUUUCGUCCUUGAGCUCCUCUGACCGCACCCCGCUGACAAGCCCAUCUCCUUCUCCCUCUCUGGACUUCUCAGCCCCCGGGACCCCUGCCUCUCACUCAGCCACACCUAGCUUGCUCUCAGAAGCAGAUCUGAUCCCAGAUGUGAUGCCACCACAAGCCUUGUUUCAUGAUGAUGAUGAGAUGGAAGGAGAUGGAGUCAUAGACCCAGGGAUGGAGUACAUUCCGCCACCAGCAGGGUCAGCCCCUUCGGGGACAGUGGCUGGAGGAAGAAAAAAGGUCAGAGCUCCUGAACAGAUAAAGCAGGAGAUAGAAAGUGAGGAGGAAAAGCCUGAUAGAAUGGACAUUGACAGUGAAGACACAGAUUCCAACACAUCUUUGCAAACAAGGGCUCGGGAAAAGAGGAAGCCUCAAGUGGAGAAGGACAGGAAACCCAAAGGACCCAGGUACACCCCUGUGAGUAUCUAUGAGGAAAAGCUGCUCCUCAAGAGACUGGAAGCCUGUCCGACCGCUGUUGCCAUGACACCAGAAGCUCGGAGACUGAAACGAAAAUUGAUUGUCAGACAAGCAAAAAGGGAUCGGGGAUUGCCACUCUUUGACUUGGAUCAAGUUGUUAAUGCUGCUCUUCUGUUAGUUGAUGGAAUUUAUGGAGCCAAAGAAGGAGGAGUUUCCCGGCUUCAACCAGGGCAAGCCACAUACAGAACAACCUGUCAGGACUUCAGAAUCCUUGAUCGAUACCAGACUUCAUUGCCAUCUCGGAAAGGAUUUCGGCAUCAGACCACUAAGUUUUUGUAUCGUUUGGUGGGAUCAGAAGAUAUAGCUGUGGACCAGAGUAUUGUCAGCCCUUAUACUUCUCGGAUCUUGAAACCUUAUAUCAGGCGUGAUUAUGAAACUAAGCCACCCAAACUACAGCUCCUGUCACAGAUUCGAUCCCACCUGCACAAGAGUGACCCUCACUGGACACCAGAGCCAGAUGCGCCUCUCGAUUAUUGCUACGUCCGGCCAAAUCACAUCCCAACAAUAAAUUCUAUGUGUCAGGAAUUUUUCUGGCCUGGCAUUGACCUGUCUGAGUGCCUGCAGUAUCCAGACUUCAGUGUUGUUGUUCUUUAUAAAAAAGUCAUCAUUGCUUUUGGCUUCAUGGUUCCCGAUGUGAAGUACAAUGAAGCUUACAUUUCAUUUCUCUUUGUUCAUCCUGAAUGGAGAAGAGCAGGAAUUGCAACUUUCAUGAUUUAUCACUUGAUUCAGACCUGCAUGGGCAAGGAUGUAACGCUUCACGUCUCAGCAAGCAACCCCGCCAUGCUGCUAUACCAGAAGUUUGGAUUCAAGACUGAAGAAUAUGUUUUAGAUUUUUAUGAUAAGUACUACCCCCUGGAGAGUACAGAAUGUAAACAUGCAUUCUUUUUGAGGCUCCGGCGUUGAUGUGAAUGCAGCUCUUUGUGGAGAAAUACAUGCGCUCUUAGAGAUUGAUCUUCACAUAAAUCUCUGGUUGUUUGCAUCCCAGUAUAUGCUGUACUUAGACAUUCAUUCAGUUUUCAGUGAGAUGAGAAAAGCAGUAGGCAGUGGAUGAGUAGGGAACCGCUUCUGUUCUUCCUGGAGUGGCCUUUGACCUACAUUUUGGGAUUCCACAGUCAGCUAAAACUCAAAGUCACUGCUGUCUUCUUUCCUCCUGACAGUUUGUAGGAGUGAAGAAUAUCUAAGUGAAUAGUCUCAGCAAACGAGGUUUGGUUGUAAUUUAAAGGACACAGAAAGUGAGAUAACUAUUGAAGAACAUAUCAGAAAAAUCGUGCCUUUCAGUCAUGAUGAAAGAUAAUGAGAUGAUUAUAUAAAGGGAGGCCAACCCUUUCCCCAGCCAUUGCUGUUUUGUUACUCCAAGAGGACUGCAAGGACACUGAAAUGCUUUUGUCUCUGACUUUGAUCAUAGUUAAAAUAAAAUGUUUGUGUCUACA